Messenger RNA from Mucor mucedo, 1459 nucleotides. RefSeq names its product glyoxal oxidase N-terminus-domain-containing protein. Bases 1 to 1359 code for a protein of 452 amino acids. The record is from RefSeq and is a predicted model, not a curated record. NCBI's taxonomy places the organism in Eukaryota, Fungi, Mucoromycota, Mucoromycetes, Mucorales, Mucoraceae. The transcript has 9 exons.
AUGAUAAUUAUUCAAAUAGGUUAUACCUUCUUAAGCUUGGUAUCUAUUGUAGGGGCCGUGAGUUACUUCCUUGGUUCAGUAACAGCUCAGAAUAACGAAUCACCUUUUCAUUGGUCUGACAGUCAAAAUGUUAUUUCACCAUUCGCGAAAUCAGGCAAAAUGGAAGCCAUCGGUAGAACAGGUGUAGCAGCUAUGCACGCAGUUCUUCUAAACGAAAAGACUAUUUUAAUUAUUGACAAAGCCGAGUGGAACGAAGCUCAAUUUGACUCCGGUCAAAGCGCCUUUCACACUGGUGGUGGCGAAAAGCGUGGACGUGAUUGGAAGGCUGAGCCAGGUUGGCAGUCUAUUCGUCAUUUUACUCCAUGCACAGAUAAUUCCUGUUUAUGGGAUGAGUACAAAACCGGGAAAAUGACCGCUAAUCGUUGGUAUCCAACUGUGGAACAAUUACCUGAAGGUGAUUUGUUUAUUAUCGGCGGUUCAACAAAAGGUACAGCUGUCAAUCGUGCUGAGGUCAAUGUUCCUUCGUAUGAAUUUUGGCCUCCAAGACCUGAAGGCGAAGUUCCAUUCAAAUUUUUAAUUGAGACUAUGCCAUACAAUUUAUAUCCUUUUGUAUUUGUCUUGCCCGAUGGAACUUCCAAAAUACCUGGUAAUCCUCGUUCCUAUCCUUUGACAGGUGGUGCUAUUAUGCUUCCUCUUGACCCUAAAAACAACUACAAUGUGGAAAUAUUAAUUUGUGGUGGAUCUGAACGUAUGAAGCGAGACGCUACUGCUGAUGAUACUUGUGGUCGUAUCAACUUAGGAGACGCUAACCCUCAAUGGAAGAUGGAAAGCUUUAUUCACAAGCGUUUGAUGCCUGAUGGUGUUAUUAUGGCUGAUGGAAAUGUGCUCUGGGUCAAUGGCUGUCAACGUGCUCCCAUUAACAAGCGUUGGACUCAAAACUUAGCCAACACUGACAUUGCACGUAUGUAUCAUUCAGUCGCACUAACAUUACCCGAUGGUCGCGUAUGGAUUGCUGGCUCCAAUAAUGUUGAUCCCCCAGAUAUCAAUGCUGAAUAUCCAACAGAAUUCCGAUCAUUCGACAUUCUUUUAAAUCUGGAAAAUUUAGCUGCUAAAGACACUGACCCAGCAAGCAAGAUCCGCGUUGGUUUAUUGCGUACCGGUUUCAGUACUCACUCUAUGCAUAUGUCUCAACGUUAUGUAUUUUUAAAUCAUGAACCUCAAAAUUACUGCUCUCCCCAUGCUGCCAUUUAUCCUCCAGGUGCGGGUAUGCUUUAUGUUCUUUAUGAUGGCGUACCUUCUAACGGCACUGAAAUCUUUAUUGAACGCAUCUCUCCGAUUUACAAAUUUAAUACUAUUUGAUUAGUCUGCUCCAUACCAUUACCUCUGCUAAAUAAUCCAUUUUUCUCAUUGCCAUAUAACUUUUCAUUUUAACAUUAAAUUUCUUUUUCAUAUCUAAACC